Homalodisca vitripennis (glassy-winged sharpshooter) is the source of this 3398-nucleotide messenger RNA. RefSeq lists its product as uncharacterized. Gene Ontology annotation, cellular component: membrane. Gene Ontology annotation, molecular function: G protein-coupled receptor activity. The record is from RefSeq and is a predicted model, not a curated record. Bases 261 to 3398 code for a protein of 1045 amino acids. The transcript has 21 exons. Lineage: Eukaryota; Metazoa; Arthropoda; Insecta; Hemiptera; Cicadellidae.
GCUCAGUGCGUGCUCGGCCGUCACGAGUGUUGUACUGUGUCCGUGUCGCGCCGCUACGUCACGGGUUAUAUUUAGUGUCCUUUUACAUCAUACGUCUGCUUUGCACACUAGGUCAAGUAAUGUCACCAUUUCCUUACGAGAUCUAAUUUUCGGGGUCUGAAAGGGAUACAACGUCAAAUAUAAAAUCGUAAUACACACCAUUCUAAAAUGUACUGGGCGCGCGUGGCUGUGCGGGUGCGUGCAGGAGUCGCGUCGUGACCAUGCCCAGGAUCGUAUUGCUGCUGGCGUGGAUUAUGUAUCAAGGUACCAACCGUGGGUGGGGGGUGGCGGGACAUUGUGGGGGUGUCCUGACCGCUGCCAGAGGGGUGAUACAGACCCCCCAGUUCCCCCGUCGGUUUCCCACUCCUCUGCACUGCCGUUGGGUCGUGGAUGCCUCACACCAUGCCAACUCACAAGACUCGUCAAUAGUCGUCUACUUCACCCAGCUGUUCGUGUCCGGGGGUCUCACCUUUACAGAGUUCGACUACUACGAGCCCGACUCCACCUUCCAGUUGGGCGGUCGAGUCAUACACACGGUGACAGAACAGAACGUGACAACAGUCCAGUGGUUGAUGACCCCCAGACACUAUCUGGUCAUCGACUUCUCUCUGGAACGGCUGGAAGGGAACCAUCUGCGAGUGCUGGAUGACCUGCUGGAAGUGUACGGUUUCAACAUUACCUACGAGAUACGGAGUGAGGUGCGAAACACCAGCUGUAGCGUGAUCGGCUGCUCGCUAUCCGGUCACUGUUAUGCUUCCAGAGAUUUCAGAGACUACUGGUGCGCCUGUUUCGAGGGUUUCUCCGGUCCUGACUGCGGGCAAGGACCUCUCUGCCAGUCCACUUCUCUCUGUAAGAACGGAGCCACUUGCAGGCAGGCUGGAGCUGCUGUAGUGAUCUGCAUGUGUCCUGAGGGAUUCACAGGAACCAAGUGUGAAGUUCCACUCCUGGAUGAUGGGUGUGAGGAGGAGGAUGGAUGCACCACCCAAUGUCCGGAGGAUGCAACAGGGGAACCAUGCGCGUGCAGCCCCAACAGCAUUCCCCUAACUAGAGAUCGGGCUAGGUACGAGGGUACAGUCAGACUCAACAACGUUUCUGCAGUCCGCACUUGUUUGGAAAGUGCCACUUGUACUCUAAAACCUAUGCUCACUAAACAGAUAUCCAAAUACUUGAAAAGCAGCAAUCUGUCGGUGACAGAAGAUCUGAGGGUGAUAGAUGUUGGGUUCAGUGGUGAAGUUAGAUUCCACUUCUGGGGGGGCAAGAGAGAUGGCUCCAGGGUGCGCGAGUCACUCAACAGGCUGGUGCAGCGUGGUCGACUGGGGAACGUGAGUCUCGUGCCCACACACCUGGCCAUCACUCAAGAGCACACCUUACACCUGCAGAGCGUGAGAGUUAAUCACCCCCGACCUAUUAUACGUCAAGGAGAUGAGUUUAUCCUCAGCUGUUCAGCACAGGGCUCCUCGCAUAUGAUGUUCCGAUGGUUUAAGGAUGGAGCCUUUAUAAAUAUCACCAAGGCUAGGAGGAAUAUGUGGACCCGACUGUUGCCGCUAGACUCAGCAGAACAGUACACAGCGCUGCUGGGUGUGGAGCGUGCUGACGUGCUGGAUAAAGGGCGCUACACUUGUCAGGUCAGCGACUGGGGCUAUCAGCAAUGCAAGAGUCUACUGCUGGAUGUGCUGACGCCGCCUCAAAUCCAUCUUCAGCCUAUGAGUGUUACUCUGGAGAAGGGAGACAACGUAACGGUCAAGUGCACAUCUCCUAACGAGCCCCAUCUAGAGAGUAAUUUUGGAUAUAGCUGGACCAAGAACAACGCUCUUUUCAAAAUGACACCCGACCAAGAAUUUUGGGAAGACUUGUACCCUGGAGGCAGUAUCCUGAGGGUCUCUAAUAUUCAGAAGUCAGCAACGUACAGCUGCCACGUGCAUGGCAGUGUUAAGUCUGUAUCGCAGAGUGUGAGGGUGGAGUUACUGAACCGCUCGGUGGUCCCGUGGUGUGAGGGUUCGUCGCGGAGUCCGCACGAUGGGUCGGGAGUCCGGUGGCCCAGGACGGGCCCUGGAGGGGUGGCCCGUGUUGAAUGUCCCCACCACUACUCGGGAGUCGCUACGAGACUUUGUCUGCUGGUGGACAAGGACCAGGCUGUCUGGCAGACACCAGAUUUCUCGGAUUGUGUAGCAGACAAAGUCGCUGCUAUUGCCGAUAACUUCCACGCCGUGACGCUGGGAUACGGUCAGACGACGCCGGCCGACGCCCUGCUGUCCCUCAUGACAGUUCUGCGGGACCGAGGCGCCCCCUACCCUGGCGAGGGGGAACCAGUAGUCACACUUUUGCGCCGCGUGGUCGGUUACGUCAACGAGACAUCUUCCUGGCAGGACCUUGUCAACUGUACCGAUUUCUUCUACAGCGUGGUAAACAGCCUUCUCCAGCAGAGAAACUCCAUUAUCAACCACCAGAAAGUGGAAGAACUUCAGCAGGUAGUCAGCCAGUGGUCGUUACUGUGGGGGUCUCAGCCAGGGACGGCCUCUUCACAUCUCGCCUAUGAUUCUCUAGUCGUAGAGCUUUUCCGUUACGAUACUGGCGCUGUGCGACGCACCGCCACUCUCUCCUUGCCAAAGCCUACUGUCAGCUACCCGGUCUGGUACUCCAGCAGACUCUCCCUCCCUCUGGAAGCCACGAAGCGCAGUCACAAUUUCAGCUCCAGCGUGGCUGUCGUCACCUACCACCGGCUCUCGGAGUUCCUGCCUCAGCGCUACUCUCAACUGCUAGAGAACGGAAGUGAGGUCCAGUAUGAGGUCGCAUCUUCUCUAGUCUCAGUGACAGCCCGGGGCCCGCUACCAAAGCCUCCCCAGUUAGAACUCUAUGGCACGCCCAGGCCGGGGUGGCAACUACUUUGUGGUCUUACUCGAUCUCCAAGCCUCUUGUGGAACAUCACUGCCUGUAAAAGUACUCAGCAGGCUGCCAACCUUACAAUGUGCUUUUGCCCUCACCUUGGAACCUACGCAACACUUCUCGUCAAGGUCAUUAAUGUGAGCGAGGCACAACCCAGAAGGAUAUCCCCACGAGUGUUGCUGGUCGGCUGUGUCUGCUGCCUGGUACAGUCGCUGCUCACACUGUCCUUGCUGGUGCUGCGCUGGUACCGUCACAGCAACUGCCUGCUGUUCCUCAAGCUACAGUGCUGUGCCGCCACUGCUGUCGCUAUGCUGGCCUUCGUCUUCGCUACCAGCCGGAAUCUCCAUCAGAGAGUAAAAAUAAGAGGAAAGCCGUGUGAUUAUCGGUUCUCCACGGCCCCAGGCUCCAUUCUGAUUGGUCAUGAUCAAAAUAGUCUUAUCAGCACAAUAGCACGGCAGAGUAAACAGCUCACAUAG